CCACAUUUUUUGAACGUUCAUUGAACCCUGAGUGACACCCGCCCGUUGCGCAUGCUAUUGUACAAGCUUGCACCGAACGACCACGAUCGGUUAUGACGACACUUGACGAGCUACGAGACCAAGGUGUCACUUCCUUUGCGAUAUACGAGGAUCAAGAAUACAGAGAACCACUGUCGCCUGGCGCUAUGUUUGAGGGCGAUACCUCAUUCAACUCUGACCUUGCCAUGUCAAUGAAUGGCGAAGACACAUCUAACAUUGAGGUUGAGCGAGAUGAGCAUGAGUUUGGUGAUGAGCUACUGCAACCCUACCAAAGUUCAUACACAUCUCGAAAAGGGCAUUCGCGGCGUCAAUCUGCUACAACACACUAUAGCUUCAUAUCCGCCAUGCCAUCUGAGACUGGUUCCACCUCGUCCAAACCUGCUUCCGCCGGCAACUCAGCCAUCGACACACGAUACACUCCACGAAAGGAGCGACCGCGAUUUCGAAACCCUGAGUCGGUACGAGCGAUGCAGAUGUCUUCUCCGCUACCAAUGCCGACAUACGAGAGCAACCGCGAGAGGAUGAAGAGCGCAUAUGGCCUCGCGACACCAAGCAGAACUGGAAGGUCAGAGACACCAGUGUCGAGACACUCCGGUUCACGCAGAGGAAGCGUAAGGAGCCAUCACAGCCCUAAGCCUCCACCAACACCACAGCAAGCGCCUCUUGUCUUGCUCCACGUUACAAUACUGCCUAUGCAGCUACCGUUCUCGCACGACCUCAUGGCUAGGAUUAUGCCGGAAUGGCUGGUGGAGAAUUACAGAUUACUGGAGGAGAAGCUACAGGACAUCAUCCUGAUGCGUCGAGGCCUGCUCAUUCCUCAUCCCAGAGACGAGUAUGAGCUGCUCGAAGAACGCAUUCUGGAAAGCCUGGAGCUGAAGACACCGCGGCUGCUUAAGUGCGGUCACUUCGUAGCACCGGAUGACAAUGCAGAUAAGGAUGAGGAUGAUGACUCUGCAAUUGGUGCCGAGGACGGUGCCAGCCGCAUGAGUGGAAACACCAUGACUGACGAUCACGAGGGCAUGCACACAAGGAGAGACUCGGCCAUGUGCCUCGACUGCCAUCGCGAGUUGAAGAAGCCAGGUCAGGGCGUCGGUGCUGGUACACGUCGCUUCGACAUUAGGAUCUACGCAGCCAACGGCCUGAUGCGCUCCGAAGCAUGGACGGCGGCAUGGACCGAGAUGGAGCGUUGCGACGUCGAGAUCACACCCUGGAUCCCAGAAGACGUCCGCAAGACUCUUGAGAAGAGGGUUCUCAAGGAGCAAGAAGCGGACAAGCGCAAGGCAGCAUACAAUGCCGAGCUUCAACGCAGGAUCCAGGAGGAUGCCGUUCGGCAGCAGAAGCUGGCAGCUGAGGCCGUUUCGAAGAAGAGGCAAGAGGAAGAGGAACUCCAAAGGAGCUUCGAAGCUGCUGCCGCUGCUCUGCAGAAGAGCAUCGAAGAGAAAGCUACAGACAAGGCUAGAUUUGAAGCGACCUUGGAGGAGAAGAUCGAGGAAGCCAAAGAAGCAAUACGCUUCGAGCUUGAAUCACAAGCGAUGAUGGAGUCAAACUCUGUCGCUGAACGCUUCCGCGCGAUGGAAGAAGCGUUGAGGCAAUACGCCGUCUCCCGUGGUCGCCGCGGAUACACCUCGAGCCGACCUCACGCAGCUCAACUGCCACUCAGCGCCCUGCUCAAGAAUUACCUCAUGGUCCAGUUAGCAGACCCAAAGAACUGGGCGAUCCUGCUGCUGACCGCCGCUGUGGGCUUCAUGUCAAUGAACAUGACCACCCAGCUGCCUUCCAAACCUUUGAUCAGCGAUGUAUCCUCAGUCGAUGUGGUCUCGGCGUCCGCGGUGACCGCAACGACAACCGCGUUUUCGACCCUCACCGUCACCGAGAUCCAGAUGUCGAGCAGCGUCUACCCGACAGCCUCGUACUCGUCUUCAGCGUAUGCAAGUGCAUCUUCCUCCGUCACUGCGUCCGUUUUCCCCACCAUUCUGCCCACCGAGCUCGAGGUUCUCGCAGACCCCAACGAAGCACACGUCUUUGAGUCCUCCUCCACCGUCAAUGACGAGCCGCUUCGCCGUGCUUCUGAGUCCUCCGAGGAGGACCCAGAGGAGACCGUCGUCGCAGAUCCAGUUGUUGAGGAUCUCACAGAGCCUGCAAACAUCGACUCGAGUCUGUUCCAGCACACAUCUGAGCUGCUCGAAGCGGCUUCCGAAGAGGCAGUCGUCAUGGAGGAUCCUGUGACACCGCAGGCUGAGGAUUCUGCCUCUGAGACAGAGAGUGUAGCAAAUGCGGAGACUGAUAGCGUUGCUGUCGAGUCUGAUGAGGAGAUGGAGGUCUGCCCUGUUGAGAGCGCUUUGUAUACAGCGGAUGAAACUUGCUCUGUCAACGAGCAGUAGGCUUCUUCACUUCUUUCAUUGUAUUGAAGGAGAGAACGGACACGACAUUUUACGAUUUGACUACGGCCUGAAUACGAAGGAAUGAUAGCACCGCAUUGCUGCAUUUGAGCGCACUUGAGCGAGCAUCUUGACAGCGAAGCGAAACAUGGAUCUGGUUCUGUUAUAUAGUUGCAUUUGCGAAUACCUUUUCGUUAUAUUUCGUUGGCUCUAG
Molecule: messenger RNA, 2631 nt
Organism: Macroventuria anomochaeta
Lineage: Eukaryota; Fungi; Ascomycota; Dothideomycetes; Pleosporales; Didymellaceae
Exons: 2
Coding region: 93-2420 (775 amino acids)
Source: RefSeq, a predicted model, not a curated record